GGGGAGGAGGUGUGAUGCGGACUCCAAUUUGGAUGGCGAGGAUUCUGAGCGGGGGAGGGACGAGCGACUGAAGAGCCAGGAUCGCUGUUGACUGCGCUCUGUAUCAGCACCUCCCCCUCCGUCCAUUUUCCCCGCCGUGUGGAAGAAAAAGAAGAGGGAGGGCAGAGACAUUCGAAGGGAGAGAAAGGUGGGGCGAGCGAGAGCCGUCCUCCUUCGGAAGUGGGAAGUGAGAUUUUGCGGCUUCCUUCUCCGCUCACUCUUCUUCUUCUCCUUUCGGUGCUUCUUCUUCUCGCUCCAUUCUGUGGAGUUCGCGGCCUCUUGUGCGACGAAUCAGUAUAUUCCGGCGGGUAGAGGGAGAGGGAGGGAGAGUCUCCGUUUUAUCCUUCGUCGUACUUCCGGCCGUUAGUCGUUGUCCGAUUGGACGACUGAAUCCAUCUCGAUACGGAAUUCUUUUUUCCUUUCAUGAGCUCGUUUGCCGAUUUUUUCGCAGACGAGCCGACGAGGGCAUACGUAUUUGAAGUUUUUUGCUUCUAGCUGAAGUGAUACGUCUGUUCUUGAUGCAAAAGUUUUGUGUUGCUUUAUGAACUCUUCAGUAGCAGAAUUUUCAUCCUCAGAGAGGAUGGUCUUGUAUGAAGCAAGCCAUCACCAGUGGAGGGAACCGUUUAAACAUGAUAACGGCUUUAACACGGGCGUGUCUCUGAUUCUGCAGCCAGACUCUGGAGCAGACACAAUGAGGUCAGAAGAUGGGCUCAACGGUAUGCUGGCGACUUCCAAAAGCUCCGAUCAGGAGGCAAAUAAGCCUAGCGAGAAGGCCCUGAGGCGAUUAGCGCAAAAUAGAGAAGCUGCUCGGAAGAGCCGUUUACGGAAAAAAGCCUAUGUUCAGCAACUAGAGUCAAGCCGUCUGAAGUUGACACAAUUGGAGCAAGAACUUGAGCGAGCCAAACAGCAGGGUGUAUAUGUUGGUGGAAAUACUGGAGAUUCCAUCCAUGGAAUUCCUGGAGCAAAUAAUGCAGGUGUUGUAUUGUUUGAGAUGGAGUACAGUACCUGGGUUGAAGACCAAAAAAGGGGGACAGAUGCACUUAGAACUGCUUUGAAUGCACGUGCAACUGACCUAGAGCUCCGGAUUCUAGUGGAAGGUGGUCUUAAACUCUAUGAUGACCUUUUCGAUAUGAAAGCAACAGCUGCAAAGUCUGAUGUCUUUCAUCUAAUGUCGGGCAUGUGGAGAACUACUGCUGAACGGUUCUUUCUUUGGAUUGGUGGAUUUCGCCCUUCCGAACUUCUCAAGAUUCUUACUCCACAACUGGAGCCUCUGACGGAAAGCCAAGUUAUAGCCAUCUGUGGUUUGCAGCAAUCAUCACAGCAGGCUGAAGAUGCUCUUUCUCAGGGGAUGGAGAAGCUGCAGCAAACCCUGGCUGAGGCAUUGGUAUCUGCUCCUUUAGGUGCACCAAACGUUACAGACUAUGUGGGCCAAAUGGCCACAGCCAUGGACAAACUGGAGGCACUUGCAAAUUUCAUACUGCAGGCAGAUAACCUUCGGCGUCAGACUUUGCAGCGGAUGUAUCGAAUUCUGACUGUCCGACAAGCUGCUCGGGGCCUUCUUGUCCUAGGCGACUACUUCCAGCGCCUGAGAGCUUUAAGUUCCCUUUGGACAGCUCGUCCACGUGAACCCGCGUAAAUCAACUGCAUGGUCUUCUCUCAUCCACAUGUCUGUUGCUGCUAUAUAAUCCGUGAGAUAGCCAAUGAACUGAAUAAUGCGUUAAAGGCCACUCUUUAGUGGACAUUACAUGAUUUUUAUUCAAGGAAAUCACAUAAGAAAAAGUGGCCGCCAUUUUCAUGCAGCAUCUUUGCUUAAAGGAAGCUGUACAUAGGUUUUGAGGUGCUCCAUGUUGCAGUGGUCGUCUGUAUGACAUAAAUUGUAUAUUGUAUAAUGUUGCAGUUGUAACGUUAUUUCAGGAA
Molecule: messenger RNA, 1956 nt
Organism: Nymphaea colorata (pocket water lily)
Lineage: Eukaryota; Viridiplantae; Streptophyta; Magnoliopsida; Nymphaeales; Nymphaeaceae
Product: transcription factor TGA2-like
Exons: 9
Coding region: 581-1675 (364 amino acids)
Biological process (GO): DNA-templated transcription; regulation of DNA-templated transcription
Molecular function (GO): DNA-binding transcription factor activity; sequence-specific DNA binding
Source: RefSeq, a predicted model, not a curated record